AUGGUCGACCGCGAGAGCUCGGACUCUGAGUCGGACUCGGACUCAGACUCAACCGAGAAUGAGCAAGAAAAUGGAUGUGACUCACCGCCCAUCGGACAAGCCCUGCCAUCCCCUGAACCCGAAGAACCCCAUACACCACCUCGAGCAGAGCAAGCACGAUCUUCAGACGACCUAUGGGAAUCCUUUGAGGCGGCUGUGGCGUCGCAAGCCGAAGACGAUGCUGGACGAACCGAUCAAGACAGAUUGCUGUCUGCAGGGUUGGUCGAGACGCUCACAGAGCUGCGUACAGUGGUCGAGGAACACGAGAGAGACGACGCAGCUGAAGGCGAUGCACAGACAAAAGGGCGUGUUGUGAUCGGGCUUCUCAAACGCCUGUCGGACGCGUGUAAACGCGCUGCACGUGCGAACGCGUCUACGCGGGUCCUUGCCUUUGUGUACGACAACAUCAACAUGCUAUUUCGCAUUGCAGAGGCCCGAAUGGGAUCCACCGGCAAGGACGCCCAGCAGAACGGGACCUGUGCAACCGCGUUUGCUCUGUACGAUGCCGACCCAGAGGACAUGCUCACCUCCGACUACAUGUCUUCCCUCGCUCAUGCUCCGCCUCUCACCCUUCGCGAUAUCCUCCUCACACCGACUGAGAAUACUGUGUUCACAGAGCUCAUGCAACAGACAGUUCUCUCCAUCGUUAUCAACUAUGGUGGCCCUGCCUUCGCGCGAUUCAAAAGUGCUGCCGACCCCUCCUCUGUGAAGACUGCAGUGGACUGCAAGAUCCCAGUCCAUACGACCGACGUCUUUCCGCUCCCGACUAUGGAGAUCGACGAGUCUACCAUCGUAGGAAACGCGGAGGUGACCAAGUCAAUGUUCUCAGCUGUUGGGCUCGAUAUGGCGUCAGAUACGUUCACCCGCACGGUGAAGCUCAUUGCGGGUGAUCAGCUCUCGAUCGCACGCAUCCGCUCGCUCACUAGGAACCGCGCUGGUCAUGAUAGCUUCGCAAAUUCCUACCUCUGGGCAGUUGUCAUGCCCGGCAUCUUCCAUUACAAGAUGGCCGCGACCCACGGAUUCAUGGAGCUACAUUACGGCCGUAACACCAGCCCCGGCAACCCUGGCUCUCUGGCAUUCCACAACAACCUCCUCGAUCGCAAACCCAUUGUCCUCACCUCCCUUCCCUCAUUCCGAGAAUCCCGCGACCUAAUCUUUGUCUCGCUCUAUGCGCGUGUGUUGCGCUGUCUAGAGCUCGUCAGCGGCUCCGAGGAUCUCACCGAUUAUGCUCAAAACACGACCCUCGAGCGGCUCCAGGAGCACUGCGCCGAGAUCGUGCGCCGCUUCACGGACGGGAAGUAUGUUGAUCGCUUGCGCACUGCUUGUAAUGCGGAGAAGAGGGAAUAUGUGGGGACUCGGACGGCGGCAGAGGGUCAGUCUGACAAUAAGGAUAUCGAGCCUGAUGGUGAGCCAGACGACGUCCUUGAGCUACUGUGCCACGAACUGAUACCGAAAGCCUCCACAUCAGCAUUGGCCACGACAUCAGCUACGACAAAUGCGUCUACGACAAAUGCGUCCGCGACGUCUACGACCGCACGUGCAAAUCGUCCCGAAAAUGAAGAGCCCCACCCGCACAAACCGACCCAAGGAGACAUCGUCCUGGAGAACGCAAUUCUCUUCCUGCGCGACGCCCUCAUUAUGAGGCUCCUCACUGACACCGUGAAAUGCGGAGACUCUGGACGCCUCGUCCUCGUGCUCAAGGUCCUUGCACUGUACUACCGAGGUUGCGGACGUAACAAGUAUGCACUGGAGGUCCUUUUCCUCAUUCACAAUCUCGAACAUGUCUGGCCCGAACCGUUACGGAAAAUCAUCUUGAACAACUGGCUCGUGAAUCCGACUGGAAAGGCGAACGCGUGGGUCGAAGUCGACCUCCUUCAGGAGCACUUCAAUUUUCUGGAUCAAGGUACGUACCUCUCAUAUCAUAGUUGUGCCAGUGCUCUCCUCACAGUUAAGCAGACUAUCUACAAAGCACACGGUAGCAACGCGUCUUGGGACUGGUUGGCCAUGAUAUCCCCUUGCAUCGACAUCCUCCGCCGUCUCGCAAGCCAGAUGCAUACCCUCCUCGGCGCCAAGCAGGGCACAAGUCACACGAGCCCGAGUCUCGACAAGGACAUAAGUCAGCUCGUGGCCUCGCUGCGCCGGUUUUGCGUGUACGAGCUGCAACCAGGCCGCGAAGUCGACGACGGCACAGAUGACUCAGGUCAGGUGGCUGAUUCGUUGACUCAGGGACUGCAACGGCUCUCGGAGCCCCUCGACGACUUCAACAGGACAUUCAGAAAGCUGCAGUCUCGCUGCAAGGCUGCCCCCUUGCUCGGUGCGAGGUAUUCCGACUUUGGCGGCGGCGAGAGUCGUGAGACAGUCGAUCCUCAGAACUCGCCGGCAUCGCUCGAGAUCAUGGCCCGCGAAGUUGCUGCUCCCGCCGACGGGGCACCGGAUCCUGAUGAUUCGGGCUCGGACGACGAAGACUUCGUGAAUGAAGACGAACCGGAAGACCUGGAGCCCCAAGCUUUCAUGUCUCUCGAGACGGCGGGCGAUGUAGCACUCGACAUGGACAUUCAAGAGGACUUUGUACUCGACUUCUAAACUCACCAUAUCAUAUAUACUUUUCCAUUCAGAGCACCCGUCACGGUCCGAUCCUGCCUUGAGUCUAACCAGAAAGGUGGUGCAGGUGUGUAGGUAUCCCCCAGACUUGUGUACGAGUCGCGUCGGGCGCUUACCA
Messenger RNA from Fomitopsis serialis, 2758 nucleotides. RefSeq lists its product as uncharacterized. The coding region runs from base 1 to 2622 and encodes 873 amino acids. The transcript is spliced from 3 exons. Lineage: Eukaryota; Fungi; Basidiomycota; Agaricomycetes; Polyporales; Fomitopsidaceae. The record is from RefSeq and is a predicted model, not a curated record.